Heteronotia binoei (common prickly gecko) is the source of this 5871-nucleotide messenger RNA. RefSeq names its product nuclear receptor interacting protein 1 (gene NRIP1). Bases 899 to 4390 code for a protein of 1163 amino acids. NCBI's taxonomy places the organism in Eukaryota, Metazoa, Chordata, Lepidosauria, Squamata, Gekkonidae. Gene Ontology annotation, cellular component: nucleus. Gene Ontology annotation, biological process: regulation of transcription by RNA polymerase II. The record is from RefSeq and is a predicted model, not a curated record. The transcript is spliced from 3 exons. Gene Ontology annotation, molecular function: transcription coregulator activity; signaling receptor binding.
GUGAGGCUUUGAAAGUCAGCCUCACAGGCAUUGCAGCAGAGCCCCGAACCAGGGAGAAAGAAAGCAGUGGCACAGACGCAGAGGCACUCCGGAGAGGACGAGGACAGCGCGCUGUGUGUGUGUAUAUGCGUGAAUGUGUGCAUGUUGAUGUUCGAGGCGGUGGCUUUACGAGUUGCUUCACAGACAGACAGAUCGGAGCUUCGCCUUUUCCUCGUUCCCCUCCCCCCCCCGCCCAUUCCCGUCAAGCCGUCCUGCUCGCUGGAAGCUCUCCGCACGAGAACUAAUUGCCGGACUUCUCGCCCGCUUAUCAGGGGUGGCCUGGGGAGGCGCGUGCGCUUGGAGCCUCCCUCUAGGGACCAACGGACAGACGGAGGGACUCAUCGAGAGAGCCGCCGACGGAACUGCCGCUUCUAGGGAACGAGCGGCGGCUAGCGCUGAAACCGCCGCCGGGGACCUCUGGGGCUGCUGAGAUAAAGUAUGGAAUUGUUUCGGAUCACUUACGAUGCAUUUUGGACUCAUGAAAGGAAGACCUUCAAGUUGGAACUAGUGCCAAGGAGUCAAGCAUGCUUGAUAUGAUAAUAAAUGAUUGAAAAAGCCCGUGUCGCCUAGAAAUGUGGAAGAACAUGGAUAUUUUCCCUCUAGAGUCAAGUUUUGAAUAAUCCAUGUGGAUCAUUUUCAUAAAUGAGCAUAUGUAUACCAAUAGAGAUGGAUACAAUUGGAACUUUGAUUCAUCGACAGAUGUUUGGAAGAAUCCUGCUUGGAAUAACACACUUGUUUUUCACAUCAAUUUUUAUAGAAGGCUGUAGACUUAAAUAUUAACUUUAAAUUUUGUUCAUUUAUAACAAACUAGUCAUUAAAGUGAAUAAAAAGUGAGCCUUUGUGGAUACAUGCAUUGAACAUGACUCAUGGAGAAGAGCUUGUCUCUGAGAUGCACCAGGAUUCCAUUGUUCUAACUUACCUAGAGGGAUUACUAAUGCAUCAGGCAGCAGGAGGUUCGAAUUCUGUGGUUGAUAUAAAGCCUGUUGGGCCAGGUUCAGAGGAUCAAAACGUCAAGGUUUCUGGAAACACAUCUCCCAGUUGUCAGAGAGAUGGUCCAGUUCCUAACACACAUACAUAUCGAGGUUCUGGAAUGCUGCAUCACAAAAAGGCAAGGCUGUUGCAGUCUUCUGAAGACUGGAAUGCAGCAAAAAGAAGACGGUUGUCUGAUUCAAUUGUGGAUUUAAAUGGAAAAAAAGAAGCCUUGUUAGCUGGCAUGGUUGAAAAUGAGCCUAAAGGGAAACAGGAUAGCACAUUACUGGCCUCUUUGCUUCAGUCAUUUAGCUCUAGGCUGCAGAGUGUUGCUUUGUCACAACAGAUUAGGCAGAGCCUCAAGGAACAAGGAUAUUCCCUCAGCCAUGAUUCUCUACAAGUAGAGAAAGAUUUAAGGUGCUAUGGUGCUGCAUCCACUCAUUUGAAAACUCUAUUGAAGAAGAGCAAAGGAAAAGAUGAAAAACUGGAGACUAGUCUACCAGAAUUAACAACAAAUUCGGCAAAGGAUCGGUUUAUAGAAUCUUCACAUACAGGACAGAGUGGUACCAAGGUGAUAAAUGAGCCAUUGUCUUGUGCUGCAAGAUUACAAGCUGUUGCAAGCAUGGUGGAAAAAAGAUCUAGUCCUGCUACAUCUCCCAAACCUAGUGUAGCUUGUAGUCAGCUAGCUUUGCUCCUUUCUAGUGAAGCUCAUUUGCAGCAGUAUUCCAGGGAACAUGCUCUAAAAGCACAAAAUGCAAAUCAAAUUGCUAGUGAGAGGCUUGCUGCAAUGGCAAGACUAAAAGAAAGUGCUCCAAAAGAUUCUGGCCAUUUUAAACCUACAAAAGGGAUGGAAAGCCAUCUGAAUGGUCAGACAAAAUCUUCAACCAAAUCAAUAUCCUGCAAAAGCAAUAGAACUCCUUUUCAGGGUUCCAUAGGCAUAAUUCAUUCAUCUCCUAAAAGCAUAGGUUACAAAGCCACACUGGAAAAAAAUCAUUUGAAACCACCAUCAAAUAGUAGCUUACUUUUGCACCUUCUUAAGAAUCACAGUGCUACUAAACAGAGUAAGAAGUAUGAGCAAAAUGAGAGAUCAGGUAUUUUUGAGGAGAGUAGUACACCAACCACUGUUGACGAGUACUCAGAUAACAAUCCUAGUUUCACAGAAGAUGACAGUAGUGAUGAUGAAAGUUCUCAUUCCAAUUGUCUUCCUAUAGAUUUAUCUUUUAAACAGAAAACAAAUAAACCAGAUUCUGGACAGUCAGCUUCUCUGGAAAAUUUAACCCAAUCUUUGCUUCAUAACUGGGAUUCAAAAGUUCCUUGUAUAGAGAAUACAGAUGAGAAAGACUCCACUAAAAGUACUACAUUGAAUCCACAUCAAAAAGUAACUUUGCUUCAGUUAUUGCUGGGCCAUAAAAGUGAAGACAAUGCAGAGAAAAGUGCAGAAAAUGAGGGCAUAGUAGUUACACCUGAUGUAUCAAAAUUUAAUUUACCAUUGGGUAACAAAACUUCUGGGACUGAUUGCUAUAGUGUAAAUCGAAUUACUCCAGUAAACACUCCCCCUUUGCUAACUUCUUCAAAAGCAGAUUCUCCCAUCAAUCUUUCACAUCAUUCUCCUUUAUUGGUCAAACAUAGCUCACCAUCCUACAUUUGCACCAUACAACCAGAGAAACUAAUUAAUCCAGCUUCUAAACACUUGAUGGAUCUUACAGUACAUAAAGAACUUCGAGGAACUAAACAAAACAGAAAUGAAACUGAGCAAACAUCUUCCUCUUUUAGUGCAAGCAAACUACUGCAGAAUUUAGCUCAGUGUGGGAUGCAGUCUUCCAUGUCAAUGGAGGAAAAAAGGCAAACAGGAAAGCAGAUUAUUACUUUAAACGCAGAUAAACCACUAGGAUUGAUAGAUGGGUUGAAUAGCUCCCUGCUUACUAACAAAUCAGGUACACUUGAAGAAAACAAAAUACUUAAUAAACAGCCUCUGCCUACUGAGCAACGAUUUCCUAGUACAGAAAUCCAGAAUUUGCUUGAAAGACGCACUGUCCUCCAGCUGCUUCUAGGAACCUCCAACAAAGGUAUGAAUGAAAUAAAAGAGAGGAUGAUUUCAAAAGAAGACAGUUUACCAGACCAGGCAGGAAGGGCUUCAAAUGAACAAAUAUUGACUGUGAAAAUAAAAACUGAGCCUUCUGAGGAAGCCAAUGUCCUUCAGAAUCCAAAUGCCCAGCAAAUAAGGGAAAGUGAUAGUAAGAAAUUUAAAGGAAUCAUUAAUUCAUUAGAGAGAAACACAGCUACUUCUCCAGGAACCGAGGAAUUUAAGCCAGACUCUCUCUCACCUCAAGAUUUUUCUUUUGCAAAGAAUGGUCUACUAAGUCGAUUACUGAGACAGAAUCAAGAUGGGUGUUCUGCAGAUGAUCUAAACAGAAGCCCUAGAAACAGUGAACAGACAUUUGUGGAAUCAAAGACUCACAGCACAGUACCUAAGAAGAGGAAACUUCAUUCUGAACCUUCAGAAGAUCCUUUAAAAAUACUAAAAGGUAACAAAGGUAACAUGUCAUCUGAUUCUGCAAACAAUCACAAGUCUUCUCCAGAAUCCACGUAUGGGUCUGGGCUUAACCAGAAAGAACUGAAAUUCAGCAGAACUGAUGUUGAGUCAAAGUAUUCUUCAGGUCAUGGCUCAAACAAUGAAACUGAAAAUAGGAGUUGGCCUAGAGAAAAUAAAGGAUUUAAUGUGUUGAAACAACUGCUUCUUUCAGAAAAUUGUGAAAAAGAGUUGUCUCAGCAUAGGAAUAGUUCAUCAGUCACUGAUGGAAAAAAGAAAGGAGGCAAAAAUAAUUUAACAAAUAAUACCUCUUCACUGCAUUCCCUGAUGGGAAAUCCUGGCCUACAAACCAAUUGCUUGGAUCACCGAACAUUUCAGUAUUCAGUCACAAUGCAGAGUCCUGCCAGUUCUCCCUUCAUUGAACGUUUGGGAGGUACAGUGUCAUCAAAACAUGAUUGUGACCAGUUUAGUGUAUGUCACGUACCUAGUGAAAAGGGGCCUAUCAAAUGGGUCAUCACAGAUACGGACAAAAAUGAACAUGAAAGAGACUCCCCAAGAUUGACAAAAACUAAUCCAAUACUGUAUUACAUGUUACAAAAAGGAGGCAGUUCUAAUAUCCAGGAAGCACACAGCAAAAAUAUUUGGUGUGAGCCAUCUUUUACAGAAAAUUCAACAGCUGUCACAUUCAAGAAAGAAUUAUCACCCAUAACAGAAUGUAAAAUACCUUUUCAUAAUGUGAGAAACCCGUAUAAUAGCCAUCUAGGUAAUAAGGUGUCCCUUCAGCAUAAUGUGAAUGGAGAAGUAUAUGGACUCUUAGAAAAAGUGUUAACAAUUAAGAAAGAACCAGAGUAAAUUAUAUAAAGUGUUUACAGUCAGGUUUAAAUCUUUGCUUUAAAAAAAUUAAGUGUUGUAAAAAUCUAGCAUGAUUCGAGAAACGCAUGGUAUAACUGAAACAUGGUUUUGUUUGAUAAAUGUUUCUGAUAUUUAAAAUACAUGUAGUUAAUUUGCUCUUGCUUUACAGGAAAUGUUUGCAAAAGAUUUACUUGAUUUGUUGGUUGUAUAAACCUCCAUGAAAAGCAACUAGAGACUUGGUUUCCUUUUGCAUAUACUUGCCUACUUCCAUAGCCCUUUUACGCUGGUAUGACUAUGUGAAAACGUUUUGAACCAUGUGGUUUAGCUUCUUGUUUCCACACCAUGGAAGUGGUGUAAUGGUUAGAGAAUCAGGCUGGAACCUGGGAUAUCCAGAUUCAUAUUCUCACUUUCUUAUGGAAUGUUGCUGGGUGACUUUGGACCAGUCACAUACACUCAGCCUAAUCUACCUCUCAGGGUUGUUGUGAGGAUAAAACUGAGGAGAGAAUAUUGUAAGUCACUUUUGGUCCCCAUGUGGGAGAAAAGCAGGGUAUAAAUGAAGUAAGUAAAUGAGAGACCAUGUGCCUCUCAAGCAAUUGAAGCAUCAUUUGCAUGGUUUGUAAACAUGGCAGGAAGCUGAAAUGUACAUGGAAAUCUUUAUACAUAGCUAAACCAGUGUAUAAGCAACCACAGAUGCAGCAGCAACUACACUGGAAAAUGUAUGUAAGGAGGCCAUUGGUAUUAUACAUGCAAUGCCCUGUAAUGUGCAGCCUACACUGGUGUCAGAGUAUUUUGCACCAUUUCAUCCUGCUCUAUAUUUCCCCUUUUGACAUUUUCAGCACUGGAAUAGUAUCAUUUUGUGUGUUUUAAUAUAUUUAUGAAAUGUUAAGAUUUUUAAAAAAAUAAAUGGAACACUUAGACCAAGGCAUUCACAUGUUCAGAUGUUUGUAAUCCUAAUCAGUGUUAGCUAGAGAAAUGCACAAAAUGAAUCUUUUAGUGCUUCCAAACUGUUUUAACUUUUUAAAUAUAUAUCUGGGAGAACCACAAAAAAUACAGUACAUAUUUUCAGAAAAAUGCCUUCCUAGACACUCAGCUGGUAAUUGUAUACAAUUUGGAUUAUGGCUUUUACAUUUUUUAUAAAACAGCAUUUUCACUAUGCUGGAAGUUAACAGUCUUUUAUUUAUUUUCACAUUUUUUCCUUCACUUAAUGCUAAGCUGUGGAGUCUUGUGAGCAAAACUUCUACUUCAUGAGCUACUGGCAUUAAAGUUGUGAGCUACUGCAUAAAUUAGUUUGCUCCGGGGCUAUUUUUCCUGAGCUAAUACAAAAACAUAUGAGCCAGAGGCUAAAAAUGGUGAGCAAGCUCACACUAACUCAUCUUAGAUGGAACACUGAUAGUAAGCACCUGGAAAAUGGUGAAGGCAGUUGGCAUGUUACCAAGUUGAUGUUGAUUUUUGUUUAUUGAAAGAAAAUAUAAUGUAUAAUA